Messenger RNA from Didymosphaeria variabile, 675 nucleotides. RefSeq lists its product as uncharacterized. Gene Ontology annotation, biological process: acetoin biosynthetic process. Bases 1 to 675 code for a protein of 224 amino acids. Lineage: Eukaryota; Fungi; Ascomycota; Dothideomycetes; Pleosporales; Didymosphaeriaceae. The transcript has a single exon. Gene Ontology annotation, molecular function: acetolactate decarboxylase activity. The record is from RefSeq and is a predicted model, not a curated record.
AUGGUUGCAUCCAUCCCGAACGACAUCUUCCAAUUCUCCACAUGGACAGCUGUGCAGAAGGGCUUCAGCACAGGCCAACCACGUGCAGCAGACCUUACGAGCCAUGGCACUGACGGCAUCGGAGUUUUCGAGCACGGGUACCUCAUGCUUCUGUUGAACCGUCAAGCCUACGCCAUCUCGCAUGCGGGGAACGCAACACCGGCUAUGGCAAAUGACCGACUUUGUUUUGCCAUGGUCACCGUUUUUCAGCCUUUACGCCUUAUCGAAAUUGCACGGGGAACUUCGAUGAGUUACACGGGCUUGGAAGAGUUGCUAGCGUCAACCGAGGCACUGCCUGCCGUUGGGGGCAUGAAUUCGAUUCUGCCAUUUAAGAUCAAGGGAAUAUUCACUAACGUAAACCUGUUGCUGAAGAAUUCCACGCAAAAACGUCAGGUGAAGAGGAUGAAAGGGACUUUAUUCGGAUACAGAGUCCCAGCUUGGAUGGAGAGCAUCAGUGGGCCGAAAUUGCACUGCCAUUUGAUGGGUGUAGAAAGCGACAACGAUGAUCUGACCACAGGAGGAAGGGUUGAGUCUUUCGAGGCGGUAGUCGAUCCUCAUAUCGGUGUCGGAAAGUGUGGUCGGUUCCACUUGGGAUUUCCUCAAGGGGAGGCUUGGGAAUCUGUGGCGUUAGCGUGA